This is a messenger RNA of Arachis stenosperma, 1644 nucleotides long. RefSeq names its product 3-hydroxyisobutyryl-CoA hydrolase 1-like. The coding region runs from base 266 to 1417 and encodes 383 amino acids. NCBI's taxonomy places the organism in Eukaryota, Viridiplantae, Streptophyta, Magnoliopsida, Fabales, Fabaceae. The record is from RefSeq and is a predicted model, not a curated record. Gene Ontology annotation, molecular function: 3-hydroxyisobutyryl-CoA hydrolase activity. The transcript has 14 exons. Gene Ontology annotation, biological process: L-valine catabolic process.
UUUUGGAGUCGGGCCAGCAAACAAAGCUUCUGGCUCAAUCUUCUUCUCCGUGGCUCUCCGGCACCCUCAAACUCAAGAGCAGAAUCGCGACCCAAGGGGAAGCUUAAAUCCCAAACUCGUCCGAUUCCGCGAGUUAACCCGCGAUUCUCACUGCUUUCUUGUUGAUGACAAGAACAAUCACGUGACACUUCACUUUACAAGGUGCAAUAUCCUCUGCAAUUCGAUUCCACGGUUCCAGAAAUAAAGAAAAAAACACAUCGUUAUUAUGGCUUCUUACACCAAACCCGACGACGAUCAGGUUUUGGUAGAGCAAAAGUCGUCUACAAUGAUUAUCAUACUGAACAGGACAAGACAAUUGAAUGCCCUCUCUUUUUAUAUGGUAUCUCGGCUACUGGAAAUUUUUUUAGAAGAUGAGGGAAAUCCUGAUAUUAAGUUGGUUAUCAUGAAGGGAAAUGGCAGAGCAUUCUGUGCUGGUGGUGAUGUUUCAGCUGUUGUUCGUGAUGUGAAAGGAGGUGACUGGAGGUUGGGUGCAAAAUUUUUUGAGAAUGAAUUUAAAUUGAAUUACUUGAUGGCAACAUAUAGUAAGCCACAGGUUUCAAUUCUUAAUGGAAUUGUCAUGGGAGGUGGUGCUGGUGCUUCUAUACAUGGUAGAUUUCGUGUAGCUACUGAGAAAACAGUUUUUGCAAUGCCAGAAACAGAGUUGGGUCUAUUUCCUGAUGUAGGUUCCUCAUAUUUCUUGUCUAGACUGCCUGGAUUUUUCGGAGAAUAUGUUGGUCUCGUAGGAGCUAGGUUGGAUGGCGCAGAAAUGCUUACUUGUGGUCUUGCAACACAUUUUGUCCCUUCAUCAAAAUUGCCGUUACUGGAAGAAUCAUUGUACAAGGUAGAAAGCAAUGACGCAACUGAAGUGUCUGCAAUCAUUGAUAAGUACUCAGAGCAACCUUCCCUGAAAGAGGACAGUGUUUACCACAGGAUGGAUGCCAUCAAUAGGUGUUUCUCUAGAAAAACAGUUGAAGAAAUAUUAUAUUAUCUUGAGAUGGAAGCUAUGAAUAAUAAGGCUGAUAAUUGGGCUUCUGCCACUAUUCAAACCUUGAAGAAAGCUUCUCCAACAAGCCUGAAAGUAUUUCUUAAAUUGAUUAGAAAAGCCAGACUCCAAGGUGUUGGUCAAUGCCUUGUUACCGACUAUAGAGUUGUAUGUCAUGUUCUGCAAGGACGCUACAGCAAAGAUUUCUUUGAGGGUUGCAGAGCUAUACUAAUAGAUAAAGACAGAAAGCCAAAGUGGGAGCCUUCAAGAUUGGAGCUUGUAAGUGAUAGUGAUGUUGACGGUUACUUCUCGAAGCUUGACGACGAAGGAUGGAAGGAUUUGGAGCUUCCCGAGAGGCUCAACAAUUUGCCUCCAUAUGUUAUUUCAAAGCUUUAAGACGAUCCUGUCUCAUUACAAUGUUCAAUGGAUUCUUGAAUGUUUAUUUUGGCGAUUUAUAUGGAUUGGCAUGGUAUAAGUAUUAGGCUUGUAAAUGAUGUUUGAUUAAGAAUAAAUGAUGUAGGACGUCCAAAUUUGUGUAGUUUUAUCACUAUAUUUCUUCUCCAAAUAUAUUUGGUGUUAAAUUUGUUAUAGAUUGAAGAUAAAAUGUUUAGCUUAUAUUUAAA